CGUGUUCAGCUAUUCGUAACGGACCAUUGGUUGCGGCAGUCCGACAUCAAGUUUACAGGAGGGCCAUCAGUAUAGGGAGCGGGCUACAAGAGAUCCUGUACUGACUAUAGUGCGUGUGUGGCGGCUAAAAAACAUACUAAUUCUGCAUGCCUUUCCUAAUGAAGAUAUUGCACUCCAGAAUAUUCAUCAGUGCCACCCAACGGAUAAGGCUUUGCCCGUUCCUGCAGAUAUACGGUUUCAAGGGGAUUACUGCAUCCGCCUGUGCAAUUUUCACCGUCGGCUACCUUUUCAUCUACCUUGGUGGUGCAACGUUUUUCACAAGCAAACCCCUACGAGAAGGAGAAGCACAGAAACAAUAUGUACCAGUCGUCGUAUACGUCGUAACUCCGACAUACAGGAGGGCGACCCAAGCUCCUGACUUAACGCGACUCAUGCAGACCCUUAGAUUGGCCAACGACAUUUGCUGGAUCAUCGUCGAGGAUUCGCACAAGUACACGCCACUAGUGAGUAGCAUACUAGAGAGAUCUGGUAUCCCGGGAGUGCACCUGCUGGGUCCAACUGCGAGCAACAGAAAGCUAAAGAAAUAUGGACGGGGCGUAUCAGCUCGAAACAGGGCCAUCCAGUGGUUAAGAACCAACGCUACAGGUCCUGGAGUUGUGUACUUCGCUGACGAUGACAACUCUUAUGACGUUAGGCUGUUCGACGAGAUACGGCAGACCAAACGCAUCAGUGUUUUCCCAGUGGGCACUAUCGGAGAAUAUGGCGUAAGCGCUCCUGUUGUGAUAUCUGGCAAAGUAGCGGCCUUCCACGACAGCUACAGGGGCGGCCGGAAGUUCGCAGUUGACAUGGCGGGAUUUGCCGUCAACUUGAGCCUGCUGUGUGGUAACAAACGCGCAGUCAUGCCCCAUAUACUGGGAAAACAAGAGGAUAUAUUUCUGCGCAGUUUCAACGUCAGCAUAGGGGAUCUGGAGCCCCUCUGCAACAACUGCACCCAGGUUUACGUCUGGCACACCAAAACGGUAUCUUCGGUGUAUCCCAGAUGGAACACGUUGCAAAAAGACCGACGACUCCUCAACACGAGUGUGCAUGAACUCUACAAGAACGUUUUGUGGCCUCGGUAACAAAGGCGACCUUAGGCGUAGUGAGAAGAUGCGUCUCAGCAAGUGGAAUAUAAUAGUGUCCCGUCCAGUGGAACAGCCACGCAUUUUUGUUAUUUACUGUAUAAGUGGUUAAACUCGCGGGCUCAAUCAUUCGCGAAUUUUUGAGGAGCCAGGAUCAGGCAAUUAUUCGCGGAGCCUUGAAUUCGCGGUACCGCGGUGCCUUGACCCUGCACCAGGUGUCUUAGGCGCCCUCCACCUUGAAAAUCCAGGAAGAAGUUAACAAAAGGUAUCACAAACUGGGUAAUAACCCGUUGAUUUGUCUUCCUUUUGAGCCCUUCUGACUGAGAGAGCUGAGAUUGGGGGGUUCUUACUCGGCUGGUAUCUGGGUCAUUGCCGAAUUGCCCUGUCUCCCGUCAUUCCUGUCACCGCGUCGAGCAUGUACGAUUGGCAUUCAAUGCAGCGUAAGAAACCGCAUACAUAAGUGCCUCAUACAUACACCAUACAUACAUAGUUGCCUCCUAGGUAAAAUUUCUUACAUAUUUCGUUCGCGUAUUUUUCUGUCAUUGGUUCGAAUAUUUCGCGGAACUUUAAAUUCGCGAAGAAAAGUGCGCCUGAAAAUUUCGCGAAAAUUAGUACCUCGCGAAAAUUACUACUUAUGCAGUAUUUGGCUCGACUGCUGUUCCUGGUUAGUGCUCUUAUACAGGAGGGCUUCAUGAAUCGUGACUUUCACGCAGGAUGAACCUGAUUCACGUGUGCACAUAAUGGGCGCGCAUGUGCUUAUAUAUAUUUAUAACACUUCUAUAACUUAUUAUAUUAUUACUUAACUUAUUAUAAGUUAUUAUAUAACUUAUUUUCCUAAAAAUGCAUGCUCGUUCAAUCUACCAUGUAUGUACACCAACUAUUAAAGUGCCACCAUAUUUAUAUUAAUA
This is a messenger RNA of Ornithodoros turicata, 2029 nucleotides long. RefSeq names its product galactosylgalactosylxylosylprotein 3-beta-glucuronosyltransferase S-like. Gene Ontology annotation, cellular component: Golgi membrane. Gene Ontology annotation, biological process: chondroitin sulfate proteoglycan biosynthetic process; carbohydrate metabolic process. Bases 147 to 1121 code for a protein of 324 amino acids. The transcript has 6 exons. Lineage: Eukaryota; Metazoa; Arthropoda; Arachnida; Ixodida; Argasidae. Gene Ontology annotation, molecular function: galactosylgalactosylxylosylprotein 3-beta-glucuronosyltransferase activity. The record is from RefSeq and is a predicted model, not a curated record.